AACAAUGAUAAAAAAGCAAAUUUUUUUUUCAAAGAAAAAAAACAAUGAUAUUGGUAAAAAAUUUAAGGGCUUUUUGUUUUUUUGCAAUCCAAAUUUGCCAAAUGUAGUAUCCAUUUUGUACCAACAAGAAUACAAGUGAAUGGUAGUGGGUAAUGGUGAAAACUCCAAAUCAAAGCUAUACCCAACCAUUUUCUGAGUGUGCUAAUUGACAGUCACGUGUGUUCUGCAACUCUGCAACAAUGGCAGCCUCGCACUUUUAUAACCUCUCUGUCAACCCACGUUCCCAGUUUUCACAGAGAACCCAAGAAACCAAACACUCUUCUACUCUUUUUUAUUUCUUUUUUUAAGCCCUUCUCUCUCUCAGAGACACAAGCAAUGCCUUUCACGUACACAACCACAUUAAACGCAUCGUCUUCGGUGCUUUUUUCUCCAUUUCUUCUUGUUGAUUAGAUGAUGGGUGGCUGCUCUAACUCUUGUUCUUCAUCUUCCUCAUGUGGGUCUUCUUCGUUGGCGGCGCCACCUCCACUGCGUCCAAAGUCACCACCUGGAGGUUUAGAUUUGUUUGGGAAGAGAAGGCAGUUGGUUAAGGUACAAAUCUUGGAGAGAGAGAUUGGCUUGCUUCAGGAAGAGUUAAAAACGGUCGAAGGCCUUCAGCCUGCUUCCUCAUGCUGCAAAGAGCUUGAUGACUUCAUUGGAGCUAAACCAGAUCCUCUUGUGGCAAUAAAUGAGGAACCCCAUAAAUCUGGUUGUCGCUGGAAGUGGCUCUGUCGUCCAUGGAUUUGCUGCUCGAGUGGAUGUCAACCUCAUUUACAAUGGCCAGCUUGCUGUGCUUGCUGUCCAUCUGGCAACUCCCACAAGCGUUCAUGCUGCUGCUUGGAGAAAAUGGCUUGUCAAAGUUGCUGCAAAUUUACCAGACUUUCAUGUCCAAGCUUCAGUUACUGCUGUUUCAAUUCAUCUCUGUGUAAUUGUACAAAGGUGAAUCUAUGUUGUAGUUGCUCAAAAACAUUUCACAACUCAUGUUGUCUAUAAUCAUACAAUAAUUUGUGCUUUUCUUGAA
Molecule: messenger RNA, 1057 nt
Organism: Manihot esculenta (cassava)
Lineage: Eukaryota; Viridiplantae; Streptophyta; Magnoliopsida; Malpighiales; Euphorbiaceae
Product: guanine nucleotide-binding protein subunit gamma 3
Exons: 5
Coding region: 451-1029 (192 amino acids)
Source: RefSeq, a predicted model, not a curated record